ACGCUGAGCAGCGGAGCGCCGGGCGGAGCCGAGCGACGCGGUCAUAUCGGUGAAGUUGUGCCCAGUCUGAGCCGUUCAGCGCACAAUGGCUGUUUAAGUCGUGUCUUGGGAGUUAGAGAGUUGUGCUGUAACCCUGUAUUCAUUAAAGCGGUUUUCCCCGGAUAUUUCCACGCUCGAGCGGAGAGCAGGAGAGGACCACGAUGAAGUACAAAAACCUGAUGGCAAAGGCGUUGUACGACAAUGUCCCAGAAUCUCCAGAGGAGCUGGCCUUUCGCAAGGGCGAUAUCCUGACAGUCAUUGAGCAGAACACUGGUGGACUGGAAGGCUGGUGGCUCUGUUCGCUGCACGGUCGCCAGGGCAUCGCACCUGGCAACCGCCUCAAGCUGCUCAUUGGCCCCAUGUUUGAGAGCCAGACACCAGCCAGCCCCUCACUUUCUCAGAGCCUCGCCCAACAGCAGAGACCCCACACACCACAGGGCCUAUACCAGGUGCCCCCCUCCCACCAGCCCAGCCAGGGCUCUGCACAGGGCAUCUACCAGGUACCACCCUCACAGGAUUUGUACCAGGUCCCACAGAGGAGCGCACUGGCUACAGAUGGAAUGCCUAGCAAGGUGCUGACCCCAACGCGAGUUGGACAGACAUAUGCCUACAGCCCUGCACCCAACAACUCUCAGGACCUGUAUGAUGUGCCACCAAUUCGACAACAGGGGGUUUCACAGGUUUAUGAUAUUCCACCUGGGAAACAGAUAGGAAAGCACAUGAGCCCUCAUGGCCAGGGUCUAUAUGACAUCCCUCCAGCACAGGACACACGGAAUCAGGGGGUGUAUGACAUCCCCCCUCCAUCACAAGGGGUGUAUUCGAUCCCACCUUGCAGGAAUAAUGCUGUGCAAGACGAGGGCAACUACGACUUUCCCCAACCUCACAAACACAAGCCCGAGGGCAUAUAUGACGUUCCACCAUCAUUCGUCUCCAAAUCCACCCAGUGCUCCCAGUCCAAUUAUGACUUUCCUCCGGAACACCGUAUGGUUGCGAACAGCGACAACAGCAUCUAUGAUGUUCCUGCAAGCCAACCAGCUAUGGCAGGAUCCCGAGAUCUCUAUGAUGUUCCACAGGGGCUGCCACAGCGGGAUCGCAACAAGGGCAUCUAUGACGUCCCGCCAACAGAAUCGCGCUCACUGGCUGACGUAACCGAUGGCAUGAAUCGACUUUCGUUUUCCAGCACUGGAAGCACGCGCAGCAGCAUGUCUACUUCUUCCUCUUCGGCAGGGUCACCAGCUGAGGGUCGUUUAGCACUAGACCUGGACUCCGCCUUGCAGCGGCUCGGCCGCCUACAGCAAGGCCUAGAUACUUCUGUCUCUGCCCUCCAGAGCUUUGUUGCGUCGCCCAACUGGCGGACGUAUGGCUUCAUGGAACGCCAUGGCAAUGAAGUGCGCCUGACACUGGAGCGUGUGCGUAGCACCCUGGCUGAAAUCCUGGCCUUCGGGCGAGGGGCAGUCGCCAAUGCCACAGCCCUGUCUGACCCAGGGUUACACUCGAAGCUGCGCCGGCAGCUGCAGAGGCUAGAAGACUCACAGCAGAUCCUGCAGCAGACUCACCAGAGCCUAGAAAACAGUGGUUGGGCACUGAACGUCCUGGCAGCAGGAGGCAAGCAGCAGGGCAAAAGCGAUGACUUGGACCGUUUUAUCAUGGUGGCACGGACAGUGCCGGAUGAUGCCAAGCAGUUAACAUCAACAAUAGGAAGCAGCGCAGAGCUGCUUUUCCGAAGGCCACCAGUAGAGGGCGUCGUUCACCCCUUCACCUGCUCCCCAGCAGAGGAGGACAACCAUGGCUGCAAGACCAAACCUUUCCCCGUGCCACAGGACAGCGAGAAGUGUGUGAAAAGCUGGAUGGAGGAUUACGAUUACGUACAUUUGCAGGGUAAAGAAGAGUUUGAGCGUCAGCAGAAGGAGCUCUUAGACAAGGAAAACAUCAUGAAGCAGAGCAAAGUCCAGCUGGGGCAGGAACAGUUAAACCAGUUCAAGCAGUUGGAGCAGGAGGUGAUCAAACCUGUAGAGAACGACAUCACUCAGUGGAUCUCCCAUCAGCAUUCCACAGGCUCCUCAUCCCCUUCAGACUCUUCCUCCUCCUCCUCCUCUUCCUCCUCCUCCUCUGUGGGGGUCGGGGCUCAGCAGUGUGGCCGGGACCGCCAGCUGCUAGGCUUCUACGCUGAGCAGUGCGAGCAGCACUUUGUGACUCUGCUUAACGCCGUGGAUGCGUUUUUCGGUUGCGUGGCAGCCGGACAGCCUCCGCGAAUCUUCGUAGCGCACGCCAAGUUUGUCAUUCUCAGUGCUCACAAGCUUGUGUUUAUUGGGGACACUCUCUCACGACAGGCCUCGACGCCCGAUGUGGCCAACCGGGUGAUGGACUCCAGUAAUGUGCUUUGUGAGAUGCUCAAGACAGUGGUGGGCGCCACCAAGAUGGCCGCACUUCAUUACCCUAACACAGCCGCUGUGCAGGAGAUGGUCGACCGCGUCACGGACCUUUCACACCGGGCACAGCAGUUUAAAGCGCAGCUCUUGCAAAUGGCAGCAUUGUGAUCUCAUCAGUGCGAGCCAGUUCUAACGAAGACGGUCUGAACGUUGUAAUUUAUAUGUAUUGGGCACAUCAACAAAACGGUCUUUUGUACAUAAGUACCAUUUCCUUCUCCUCUGUAAAUAUUCGGCUCUAUUUUUGUUUAGAUUUGUUUUAUAUAAUAUUAAG
Molecule: messenger RNA, 2739 nt
Organism: Pygocentrus nattereri (red-bellied piranha)
Lineage: Eukaryota; Metazoa; Chordata; Actinopteri; Characiformes; Serrasalmidae
Gene: nedd9
Product: neural precursor cell expressed, developmentally down-regulated 9
Exons: 7
Coding region: 201-2576 (791 amino acids)
Biological process (GO): cell migration; cell surface receptor protein tyrosine kinase signaling pathway
Cellular component (GO): cytoplasm; plasma membrane
Molecular function (GO): protein binding
Source: RefSeq, a predicted model, not a curated record